AUAAAUAAAUAAACAGUCGCCAUUUUCCCUUCAUGAUAAAUGUUACAGCGCCGACACUUUUGACUUUAUUAGCUAAAAUAUUAUGGACAGGAGGAAAUCAUACACAUUUAGUAGAAAAUGCUGUGUUAAAAUCGAACAUGUUCAAGCGGGAGCGGAUAGAUACCUCGCUGGUACACUCACUGAGCAGAUCGACCGACUAGCUAAUCUCUAAAUCAUCUGAUACACCUACAUGAGAUAACUUUGGUUACGUUGGGAAAUCCACACAAUGUAGAAUCGAUGCACGUGUACAAAGAAUUUUUGAGAUCGGAGACGAAGGGGGCGGACACGAUAUUUAGCUUACACAAGCUCAUAUUUGAUUGAUAAUAAACUAAACACAUUUAUAAGAAAUUAUAACCCAGAUUAUUUUGCUUAUCAUAAACAUUUGAAGACAGACACUAUUUUCCCUCUCGAAUAACUCGUUUUGAGGAACCAACUGCUGGUCCCACGGUCUACCUGAUGAGUAUGAGCGAGUCUACAGAACCUUCUAAUGAUGCUCCCACUCUUACUGAAGACAACAUUUCCCCUGCACCUGCAGACAUCAAUCCCCCUGCACCUGCAGACAUCAAUGCACCUGCAGACAUCAAUCCCCCUGCACCUGCAGACACCAAUCCCUCUGCACCUGCAGACAUCAUUCCCCCUGCAGCUGCAGACAUCAUUCCCCCUGCACCCACAGCCUCCACCCAGUCUCAGGUGACGAUGACAACGCCGGCUGAGAAGACACAGGAGAAGAAGGCAGAGGAUGUGGUGCCCGUGGAGGAAGAGGAGGAGGAAGAAGAAUAUGUGGUGGAGAAGGUCUUGAAUCGAAGAGUCGUGAAAGGAAGAGUGGAGUACCUUCUCAAGUGGAAAGGCUUUUCGGAUGAUGACAACACAUGGGAACCAGAGGAUAAUUUGGACUGUCCGGACCUGAUUGCACAGUUUCUGCAGAAACAGAAAUCGGCUCAUGAGUCUGUGGGUAAGAGGAAGUCUGCAGAGACUAGUGUGGAAGGAGAGGAAAGUCGACCCAAGAAGAGAAAAGAUGACCCAGAGAAACUAAGGGGCUUCGCUCGAGGAUUGGAUCCAGAAAGGAUUAUUGGUGCCACUGACUCCACUGGAGAACUCAUGUUCCUCAUGAAAUGGAAAAACUCUGAUGAAGCAGACCUGGUACCUGCUAAGGAGGCAAACGUGAAGUGUCCACAGGUGGUCAUAUCCUUCUACGAGGAGCGGCUUACGUGGCACUCUUACCCCACCGAGGAGAAGGAGGAUGACAAGAACUAGCCGUUUGGUGUCAAGCUGGUUCUGAAGACUAUAGAGGUAGUGCAAGGGCAUAUGGGUUCUAGGCAGAGGGUCUGAAAAAGCAAGAUAGCAUUUGGACUCCCUUUUUGGCUUAAUAUCACCCAUCAGGUUAAACUCUUAUCUGGAUAUGAUCAGUCAAUACAGGCUAUGGGUUAUCUUGAGGAAACACAACCCUGGAAGAAAUAUAUAAUGCAGUGUUAAUUUUUAAAGAUUCACUUCAGUGAUGGUUUAUUUGGAUACUACAAGAUAAUUUUCACAUGGCACACUUGAUUAAGAGGUACAGACCUUUUUGCUAUGACAUUACUGUAUAGGCUGGUGGAGAUGUUAUCAUUCAUAGUGUUGUAAACAGGAGAACAGUGCCAUUUUGUCUUUUAACGUAAAUGUUUUGUAGCUUUUAGUGCAAAACGAUGUUAAUCUGUGCUCAUUUUGUGACGGUUUUAUUCGUGUAUUAAGGUGACUUGUUGAAAACCAUAUCUUUUUACUUUGCUCAUUUGUCCAUCUUAUCAUUCUAACAUUUUCAUAAACAGAACUUGCUUGUCUGUUUUUGGAGAAUAAACAACUUUUUGUUACA
This is a messenger RNA of Salmo salar (Atlantic salmon), 1882 nucleotides long. It is a transcript of the gene cbx1b, whose product is annotated as chromobox homolog 1b (HP1 beta homolog Drosophila). The record is from RefSeq and is a predicted model, not a curated record. Lineage: Eukaryota; Metazoa; Chordata; Actinopteri; Salmoniformes; Salmonidae. Gene Ontology annotation, cellular component: nucleus.